Danaus chrysippus (African queen) is the source of this 369-nucleotide messenger RNA. The record is from the annotation of a GenBank genome assembly. NCBI's taxonomy places the organism in Eukaryota, Metazoa, Arthropoda, Insecta, Lepidoptera, Nymphalidae.
AUGAGACAGAUCGAAGUAAUCGAUAGUGGGUGCGGUGUCACUCAAAUUAGGAGAUAUGAGGAGUGCGGAGGUGAUCCUGUCGUGCCUCUCCUCAGUUUCGAACUGAGAGCUCUGCGCGCCGCUCGCCGGCUGCCGCUGGACGACGUCACUCAGCACGACAAACGGUUUUUAAACGCAUACGCUAAACUUCAAAGUCAUGAAUGUUACGUCGAUAAAGCAGUGAGGCAACUAAAAAAACCGCGCUGCGGCGCUUCAUUGCAGCGUCAAUCAAUAUUGUACGUAUAUACUCGUCGAAUGCGGCACGGACCGUUCACAAUCAGUGCUAACGAGCGACGCUUAGCGCUUCAUUUACUGGUUGUAGUCGACUGA